Messenger RNA from Phoenix dactylifera (date palm), 3441 nucleotides. Its product is annotated as dynamin-2A-like. The record is from RefSeq and is a predicted model, not a curated record. Gene Ontology annotation, cellular component: cytoplasm; membrane; microtubule. Gene Ontology annotation, molecular function: GTPase activity; GTP binding; microtubule binding. NCBI's taxonomy places the organism in Eukaryota, Viridiplantae, Streptophyta, Magnoliopsida, Arecales, Arecaceae.
UCUUCCGCUUAUUUACUCAUUUCUCGUUGCCCUUCCCUCUCUUGUCCACGCCCUCUGUUCUAUUCUAGCUCUCGGGGAGCAGCAGGACCCAGGCGACCGCAAGGGCGGUGACGGGAUCCCCCCUUUCUCUCUCUCCUCUAUCUCUCGUUCUUUGGCUUCUCCCUUCCCUUCGUCUCGAUCCCAUCUCCCAUCCCUAGUUCUUCCCUCUUUUCCUCGAUAGAUCCCUGGAUCCGCCCUCGUCUGCUUUCCUCUCGCUGUCUUUUUCUCCUGGGAAUCCCAGAUCCGGAUCCCUUCCCUCCGAUCGGGCUCCGGAGCGGCAUCUGGGCGGUUCUUGGCUGGCGCGGGUGACGGUUUCUUUGUCAAGGAUCCAGAUCUCUUUUUCUUGAGGUGCCAUGGAGGCGAUGGAGGAGCUGAUGCAGCUCUCCGAGGCCAUGAUGCAGGGUGCAUCUCUUCUCGCUGAUGAGGACCCGGAUGAACCCUCUUCCAAGAGGAACUCGACCUUCCUCAACGUCGUAGCCCUCGGCAAUGUGGGUGCAGGAAAAUCGGCAGUCUUGAACAGUUUGAUCGGACACCCGGUCCUGCCCACGGGAGAAAAUGGUGCCACUCGAGCGCCCAUCUGCAUUGAUUUGCAGAGGGACGGCUCACUGAACAGCAGGUCAAUAAUCUUGCAAAUAGACAGCAAAUCCCAGCAGGUUUCUGCAAGUGCCCUUAGACAUUCUUUACAAGAUAGGUUGAGCAAGGGAACAGGGAUCCAUAGCUCUGGAAAGAGCCGUGGAGAUGAAAUAUAUUUGAAGCUACGUACUAGUACAGCUCCUCCUUUGAAAUUGAUUGAUCUACCUGGAUUAGACCAGCGGGCCAUGGAUGAGUCAGUUGUCAGUGACUAUGCUGCACGUAAUGAUGCAAUACUGCUAGUUAUUGUGCCAGCUGCCCAGGCACCUGAAAUUUCUUCAUCUCGAUCUCUUAGGCUAGCUAAGGAAUUUGAUGCAGAUGGGACCAGAACAAUUGGUGUCAUUAGUAAAAUUGAUCAAGCUGCUGGAGACCAGAAGAAUCUUGCGGCUGUUCAAGCCCUUCUACUAAAUCAAGGUCCACCAAAAACAUCUGAUAUUCCAUGGGUUGCUCUGAUUGGACAAUCUGUAUCUAUUGCUUCAGCGCAAGCUGGAUCAGUUGGCUCUGAAAGCUCUCUUGAAACUGCAUGGCGUGCUGAGAGUGAAAGCCUUAGAUCUAUACUGACUGGAGCUCCCCAAAGCAAGCUUGGCAGAGUAGCUUUAGUAGAUACACUCGCCAAACAGAUACGCAAGCGGAUGAAAGUCAGGCUCCCAAAUCUACUCUCUGGGCUACAGGGUAAGUCUCAGAUAGUUCAAGAUGAAUUAGUAAGACUUGGCGAACAGAUGGUAGAUAGUGCUGAAGGAACCAGGGCACUUGCUUUGGAGCUUUGCCGAGAAUUCGAAGAUAAGUUUCUCCAGCAUAUUAUGAGUGGUGAGGGAACAGGUUGGAAAGUUGUUGCAAGUUUUGAAGGGAAUUUUCCUAACAGGAUCAAGCAGCUUCCAUUGGACAGACAUUUUGACAUCAACAAUGUCAAAAGGAUUGUGUUGGAAGCUGAUGGUUAUCAACCAUAUCUAAUAUCUCCUGAGAAAGGUUUACGAUCUUUGAUUAAAGGAGUCCUGGAACUUGCAAAAGAACCAUCACGCCUCUGUGUAGAUGAGGUACACCGUGUAUUGAUAGAUAUAAUUUCUGCUGCUGCAAAUGCUACACCAGGGCUUGGAAGAUACCCUCCAUUUAAGCGUGAGGUUAUUGCGAUUGCGUCAGCUGCUUUAGAUGGUUUCAAAAACGAGGCCAAAAAAAUGGUGGUUGCAUUAGUUGAUAUGGAACGUGCUUUUGUUCCUCCUCAACACUUUAUCCGCUUAGUGCAGAGGAGAAUGGAUAGGCAGCGCCGUGAGGAAGAGCUGAAAAACCGAUCAUCUAAGAAGGGGCAAGAGGCUGAACAAGCCAUCCUAAACAGAGCAACAAGCCCUCAAACGGGAUCACAACAAACUGGAGGUAGUUUGAAAUCGAUGAAAGAGAAGUCUGGUCAAGCUGAUAAGGAUGCAAAAGAGGGAUCGAAUUUGCAGGUUGCUGGGCCUAGUGGAGAAAUUACAGCAGGUUUCUUGUUGAAAAAAAGUGCAAAAACAAAUGGCUGGAGCAAACGAUGGUUUGUUCUAAAUGAGAAAAGUGGAAAGCUUGGGUACACCAAGAAACAAGAGGAGAGACAUUUUCGUGGUGUCAUCACUUUAGAGGAAUGUAAUAUUGAAGAGGUUUCAGAUGAGGAUGAGCCCCCUAAAAGUAAAAAGGAAUUGAAAAAAGAGAAUGGACCAGAUUCAGGAAAAGGCCCUCGUCUUGUGUUCAAGAUAACUAGCAAGGUUCCAUAUAAAACUGUUCUAAAAGCUCACAGUGCUGUUUUGCUGAAGGCUGAGAGUAUGGCUGAAAAAAUUGAAUGGAUGGAUAAGAUAAGAAAUGUUAUUCAAUCUUCUAAGAGAGCUUCUUCCAAAGGUACACCUGCUUCUGAAGGUGGUCCAUCCAUUAGGCAAAGCCACUCAGACGGUUCCCUAGACACCUUGUCCAGAAGACCUGCUGAUCCUGAAGAAGAACUUAGAUGGAUGUCUCAAGAAGUUCGUGGUUAUGUGGAAGCUGUUUUGAACAGUCUUGCAGCAAAUGUUCCAAAGGCUGUUGUGCUUUGCCAAGUGGAGAAAGCAAAGGAAGAAAUGCUGAAUCAGCUAUACAGCUCUGUAAGUGCUCAAAGUACAGCACGGAUUGAAGAACUUCUCCAAGAGGACCAAAAUGUCAAACGUAAGCGAGAACGGUUCCAAAGGCAGUCAUCUCUCCUCUCUAAACUUACUCGCCAGCUUAGCAUCCAUGACAACCGUGCAGCUGCUGCUAGCUGGUCCGAUGGUGGCACUGGAGCAGAGAGCAGCCCAAGAACCCCUAGUCGCCCGGGUGAUGAAUGGAGGUCUGCAUUCGAUGCUGCAGCAAAUGGGUCGUUCAGUGAGUCGAGGUCCAACAGCAUCAAUGGUCACAGCCGGCAUUAUAGUGACCCAGCACAAAAUGGCGACGCAAACUCUGGCAGCCGUCGCACACCAAAUCGGUUGCCACCCCCACCACCACAGGGGAGUUCAUCAAUGUACAAAUACUAGGCGACCAGAUUGGCAUCUUAUACCUCUGGUAUUCUUGUUGGAUGCUCGUUUCCUUUGGACUGUUGAGCUCCAAAAGGAGGAAAAAAUUUAAAAAAAUAGAUCGAUGAUGUGUACCCACCAACAUGAGGAUCCCGAUCCUUGUAUAGGAGUACCUAUUUUUUCCCCAGCAUCUUGGGAUUUCGAUGUAUGGCUUUGUAAUUUUUCUUUUGGGAUGCUAGUUUUCGUUGUAUUGUUUUUUUUUUCAAUUUAUUUGGGUGCCAUUUAUUUUUCUUUA